Haplochromis burtoni (Burton's mouthbrooder) is the source of this 2232-nucleotide messenger RNA. RefSeq names its product serrate RNA effector molecule homolog. Gene Ontology annotation, cellular component: nuclear body. NCBI's taxonomy places the organism in Eukaryota, Metazoa, Chordata, Actinopteri, Cichliformes, Cichlidae. The record is from RefSeq and is a predicted model, not a curated record. Gene Ontology annotation, biological process: primary miRNA processing; mRNA processing.
ACAGACGAGCGGUAGUGACAGGAAGCGGAAUUGUCGUUGGAUCAUUGUGCUCUUGGAGCUGGCGGCGGGAUAACUGUGCGGCUGCUGGUAGCUGUGACGGGCUUGUUUCUGAGUUUAAAACAACAAAUCUCAGACCGAUGGGAGACAGCGAUGACGAUUUGGAUCGGAGGAGGCGGGACAAGUUCAGGCGGGAACGCAGCGACAUGGAAAGGUCACGAGAGCGCGAGGAGAGGAGGAGAGACGACUGGCCCGACAGGGACUGGGACCGUGGCCGCGAGCGGAGGCGGGACUAUGACCGCGGCCGCAGAGAGAGGUUUUCUCCGCCCAGACACAUCAGCCCUCAGCACAAACGCAUGAGGAGAGAAUGGGACGACCACAGGGGGGAGCCGUACCGCUAUGACCUGCCAUACGGUGGCGGCGGGGCUCCAUUUCCAGGGGCGGGGCCUCAGGGCUGGCACCCAGAUUUUCCUCACCUUCACCCACAUCAUGGAGGCCACCCUCUGCAGGGCAGGUUGGGGAUGGUGGAUCCAGACCUCCCUCCUCCCGGUCCUCCUACCAUGAGGAGCUUUAAGGAGUUCCUGUUGAACAUGGAGGACAGCGUGGACGAGACGGAGUCCGUGAAGCGCUACAACCAGUACAAGCUGGACUUCAGGCGGCAGCAGCUGCAGGACUUCUUCCUCCAGCACAAAGAGCAGGAGUGGUUCCGCUCCAAGUACCACCCCGAUGACAUCGCCACCAGGAAGGCAGAGUCUCUGGCCGCCCUCAAAACCCGACUCGGCGUCUUCCUCUUCCUCAUGGACAACAACUGGCUGGAUAACGUAUCGCUCGACAUGGACCACGCCCCUGCCAUCAUUAAACUCCUCGAUGCAGCUGUGAUAAAGAUGGAGGGAGGAACCGAUUUUGACCUGCAGGUCCUCGAGGUCCAAGCGAAUGCAGCAGGAGCCGGUGGAGAUGCGAGCGGAGGAGGAGGUGUAGGCGAGAAGAGUCAGGCAGAUCCCAGCGGAGGAAGCGUGGGUGGUCAGACCAGCUCAGAGGCGACUGUAACUCAGAUGAAGGAGACGGCGAGCGGUGACGCGGGCGAUAACAAAGACACAGAGAAGGACUCAGCCGAUGCCAAGCGUAACGGGAAGAAGGAGAAGGACGACGACGAGGAGGAGGAGGAGGAAGAGGAGAAGAAAGAAGAAGAAGAUGAGGAAGAAGAGAAGAAGACCAAGAAAGGCAGGAAGAGGAAACGCAGCCUCUCUGCUGACAGCGGCGAGGGCAGUGCCUCCGACUCUGACUCCUCCCACUCUGAUGGAGAGAAGGAUGAGGACGAGGAGAAGGAGGAAGAGGAGGACGACGGAGAGGAUGAGCGUCGUAAAGAGCGAGGGAAAGAGAGGGAGAAGGAGGCUCCACCCAAGCCCCGCCCCCUCCACCUCACCACCUCCCUAUUCAUCAGGAGCAUCCCGCCAGAGGUGUCCAAGGAUGAGAUCACAGCUCUGUGUCGCAGAUACGCAGGCUUCCUGCGGGUGGCGCUGUCGGACCCUCAGCCCGAGAGGAGGAUAGGACAUCAAACACACCGUAUGGAGACCAACCCCAUCCUGAAGAACAUCACAGAUUACCUGAUAGAGGAAGUCAGCGCAGAGGAGGAGGAGCUCAUCGGCGCCUCUGGGUGCAACACCGAUGACGCCGGUGACGUCAAGGACCCUGCCUCCUCUGACGUCACCUUGGAGACAGAUGAUAAGCUAUUGAAGGUGCUGGACCGCCUGCUGCUCUACCUGCGUCUGGUUCACUCUGUUGAUUAUUAUAAUUUCUGUGAGUAUCCCGCCGAGGAUGAGAUGCCACACCGCUGCGGGCUGAUCCACGUUCGAGGACCCCUGCCUGUGGGCAAGAUCACUGCAACUGAGGUGAGUGAACACCAGCGGAUGUGCGAGGAGCGCCUGGCUCCGCUGCUCUCGCCCUCUGAGACUCUGAGUGAGGAAGAAGCGACCAGGCUGGGGAAGAAAGACCCGGAACAAGAGGUGGAGAAGUUCCUGUCGGCCAACACUCAGGAGCUCAGCAAAGACAAGUGGCUGUGUCCUCUGAGCGGGAAGAAGUUCAAGGCUCCCGAGUUUGUGCGCAAACACAUUCUCAACAAGCACGGCGAGAAGGUCUCUGGUGUCCGGCAGGAGGUUGAGUUCUUCAACAACUUCUUGUUGGACGCUAAAAGACCUGCCCUGCCUGAGAACAAGCCCCUCCCACCGCCUUCACCAG